Messenger RNA from Odobenus rosmarus divergens (Pacific walrus), 1324 nucleotides. It is a transcript of the gene RAC1, whose product is annotated as ras-related C3 botulinum toxin substrate 1 (rho family, small GTP binding protein Rac1). Gene Ontology annotation, biological process: establishment or maintenance of cell polarity; actin filament organization; small GTPase-mediated signal transduction. Gene Ontology annotation, cellular component: cell cortex; cytoplasmic vesicle; dendritic spine. Gene Ontology annotation, molecular function: GTPase activity; protein kinase binding; GTP binding. The record is from RefSeq and is a predicted model, not a curated record. Bases 201 to 779 code for a protein of 192 amino acids. The transcript is spliced from 6 exons. NCBI's taxonomy places the organism in Eukaryota, Metazoa, Chordata, Mammalia, Carnivora, Odobenidae.
GCAGUUUUCCUUCAGCUUUGGGUGGUGGCCGCUUCUGGGCUCCGGCUUCCCGUCCGCGGAGGGCUAGGCGGCGUGGACAGCGGCCCCGGCACCCCGCGCCCUGCCGUCCGCAGCCGCGCGCCCGCCCGUCCGCCGCGCCCCGAGUUCGCCGUUUCUCGCGUCAGCGCCCGGCCGCCGCCGCGGCCCAGCGAGCGGCCCAGAUGCAGGCCAUCAAGUGUGUGGUGGUGGGAGACGGAGCUGUAGGUAAAACUUGCCUACUGAUCAGUUACACAACCAAUGCAUUUCCUGGAGAGUACAUCCCCACUGUCUUUGACAACUACUCUGCCAAUGUUAUGGUAGAUGGAAAACCGGUGAAUCUGGGCUUAUGGGAUACAGCUGGACAAGAAGAUUAUGACCGAUUACGUCCCUUAUCCUAUCCGCAAACAGAUGUAUUCUUAAUUUGCUUUUCUCUUGUGAGUCCUGCAUCAUUUGAAAAUGUUCGAGCAAAGUGGUACCCCGAAGUGCGACACCAUUGUCCCAACACGCCCAUCAUCUUGGUGGGGACUAAACUUGAUCUCAGGGACGACAAAGACACGAUCGAGAAGCUGAAGGAAAAGAAGCUGACACCCAUCACCUACCCGCAGGGUCUAGCCAUGGCUAAGGAGAUAGGUGCGGUAAAAUACCUGGAGUGCUCGGCACUCACGCAGCGAGGCCUCAAGACAGUGUUUGAUGAAGCGAUCCGAGCAGUUCUCUGCCCCCCUCCCGUCAAGAAGAGGAAGAGAAAAUGCCUGCUGUUGUAAAUGUCCGGGCCCGCCCCCGCCCCGUCCCCCUCGGAACCUUUGUACGCUUUGCUCAAAAAUGGUGGAGCCUUCGCACUCGAUGCCAAGUUUUUGUUACAGAUUAGUUUUUCCAUAAAACCAUUUUGAACCAAUCAGUAAUUUUUAGGUUUUGUUUUAAGUGUAAGAUUUCAAACUUUCACAUUAUAUUAAAAUUUAGCCCUAAAAUGGCAAGCUUUCUUAAAGCCUUAUUUUUCAAAAGCCCGUUCUUGCUCAGAUUAAGAGUUGCCAAAAUACCUUGUGAACUAAGUUGCGUUGUUGUGCUGAGAACACUAAGCACUAAACCGUUCGAGAGCUGUGUCUUUCAGAAGAGCCGGCGGCUCAGGUUUGCCCCGCACACACUCCCACGCUCCUUUCUGGUAGGAAAGCAGCACAGCCUCCUCCCCCAGCUGCGCCGGGAGGCCAUCUAACCCCACGCCCUCCCCUAACACUGUACUGUACGUCCUCGUGGAAUGAGUGUAAUGGCUCAACACUUCGAACCAAUCUUUUUGAUUUUGUAGUGAGUUUUU